Messenger RNA from Vanrija pseudolonga, 180 nucleotides. RefSeq lists its product as uncharacterized. The transcript is spliced from 2 exons. NCBI's taxonomy places the organism in Eukaryota, Fungi, Basidiomycota, Tremellomycetes, Trichosporonales, Trichosporonaceae. Bases 1 to 180 code for a protein of 59 amino acids. The record is from RefSeq and is a predicted model, not a curated record.
AUGCCGCCCGCCUCCGAAGUCCCGACACCCGACCUCUCCGCCGCGGCCGAGGAGUUCCUAAUGCGCUAUGGCGGCUGGGAAGCCUUCUGCCGCUACUACGCGCUCAACCCGUUCAUCCGAGAAGAGUACCGCGACGCGGUCCAGAUGCUCGCCAUCGUAAUGGACCGCAACACGGCCUGA